AUGGACAGACUCGUUGAAGCCACAUUGCCAUAUGGUCUGGUCCCUCCAGUGGUUAUGGAGUUUCCCGGUAUCACAGCUGGAGGUGGUUAUGCAGGCACUGCAGGCGAAAGCUCGAGUUUCAAACAUGGCUUCUUCAACCACACCAUUGAGUCGGUUGAGAUGAUUCUCGCAACGGGUGAAGUGGUCAAGUGCUCUCCAACUGAGAGAUCUGAUCUCUUCUAUGGAGCGGCCGGUGCGGUGGGUAGCUUUGGCGUCACUACACUAAUUGAGCUCCGUCUUGAACCUGCANAAAAGUUUGUCGAGACGACAUAUCACCCCGUCACCAACAUGCAGGAUGCAAUCGCGACCCUCGAAAAAGCCACAGCAGACCACAGUCUUGACUAUGUUGACGGCAUCAUGUUUUCCAAGACCCAGGGAGCUGUCGUAACUGGACGCAUGACCGAUACACCUCCGUCAGAUCUUCCCGUACAGACCUUUAGCUCUGCAUGGGACCCUUGGUUCUAUCAGCAUGUCCAAGGUCAAAUCUCCAGACCAGGAAAGGAACCCGUCGUGGAAGCUGUGCCACUUCCCGAAUACCUCUUCCGUUAUGAUCGCGGCGGCUUCUGGGUCGGCGACAUGGCAUUCAAAUACUUCGACUUCCCUUACAACAAAUUUACCCGCUGGUUUNUGGACGAUUUCACACAUACACGAAUGAUGUAUACAGCUCUGCAUGCAUCUGGCGAGUCCAAGCGCUGUAUCAUCCAAGAUCUUGCUCUUCCCUACUCGACAGCCGAGAAAUUUGUCGAUUAUACAUCAUCUGAACUCGACAUCUUCCCUCUUUGGUUGUGCCCAUUGAAGAGAACGCAACAGCCCACUAUGCACCCCUACACCAGAGAAGACAAGGAACUGAUGCUAAACAUCGGUGUCUGGGGCUUUGGACCCAAUAACCGCGCUAAAUUCGUCAAGGCGAAUAGAAACCUGGAAACCAAGUUGCGCGAGUUGGGUGGCAUGAAGUGGCUCUACGCACAGACUUACUACACUGAGUCUGAAUUCUGGGAGCAGUUUGAUCGUAAAUGGUAUGAUGAGCUUAGGGAAAAGUACGGUGCUACCAACCUGCCAAGUGUUUAUGACAAGGUUAAGGCACUGCCGCAGAAGGAAGCUGCCCCCGAGAAGUUCCUCGAGAAAUGGCCUUGGGCUGGAUUCUUUGGCAUCUGGAAGGCUAUCCAGUCCAAGACCUAUAUUCAAGCUAGAAGUGCAACUUGGAGACAGUGGGUCAAGUAA
Aureobasidium vineae is the source of this 1260-nucleotide messenger RNA. The record is from the annotation of a GenBank genome assembly. Lineage: Eukaryota; Fungi; Ascomycota; Dothideomycetes; Dothideales; Saccotheciaceae.